This is a messenger RNA of Varanus komodoensis (Komodo dragon), 649 nucleotides long. RefSeq names its product succinate dehydrogenase complex assembly factor 3 (gene SDHAF3). The record is from RefSeq and is a predicted model, not a curated record. Gene Ontology annotation, biological process: mitochondrial respiratory chain complex II assembly; succinate metabolic process. Gene Ontology annotation, cellular component: mitochondrial intermembrane space; mitochondrion. The transcript is spliced from 3 exons. Lineage: Eukaryota; Metazoa; Chordata; Lepidosauria; Squamata; Varanidae. Bases 163 to 549 code for a protein of 128 amino acids.
GCUCAAUGCUCCGGCUAUGAACUCUUCCCGGCUAACGAGUCGCGGGGAGCUGCUGCUGCUGCGUUUCCGAGCUGCCCUUGGAAAGUCACCCCUCUCUAUCCGGCCGUGCAAAUCCUGAUAGAGAAGACAACCUGUAUACUGCUGUGGUGACUCUUGAGGGUCAUGCCUGGUAGCAUAAAGCACCAUGUGUCCCGGGUAAGGACACUCUACAGGAAGAUCCUGCAGCUGCAUCGAGCAUUACCACUGGAGCUGAAAGCCCUGGGAGAUCAGUACAUGAAGGAUGAAUUCAGGAGACACAAAUCAGUUGGCCCAGAAGAGGCCCAGCGCUUCCUCCAGGAAUGGGAGAACUAUGCAGUGCUUCUGCAUCAGCAAACUAGCCGAAAUGUACAGAGCUCAACCGGCCAGCUUCACUUUGGAUCUCACCUCUCAGAGAAGGAACUUAAUGCUCUUGCAGAUGAGCAAGUUGGACAGCUAAAAGAACUAAUGCAUGAGGCCACCAAACCCAAGAGACAGUUCAAUAUUUUGGAGGAUACAGAGAAGAAACACUAACAUAUUACUUUGAAAAUGCUCUAAGUAAUUUUAUGGAGUUUCUUUUUGCAUUACUUUUGAAGACAGACUCACUCUGAAGAAUAAACGAAGCUGAUGUAGA